Fusarium graminearum PH-1 is the source of this 399-nucleotide messenger RNA. RefSeq lists its product as uncharacterized. Lineage: Eukaryota; Fungi; Ascomycota; Sordariomycetes; Hypocreales; Nectriaceae. The record is from RefSeq and is a predicted model, not a curated record. Bases 1 to 399 code for a protein of 132 amino acids. The transcript has 3 exons.
AUGGAGCCUCCACUGCCACCUGCCCGAACAACUAACCACCACCAAAGGCAGGUACUGGCCUUGGCAGGAAACGCCCCCCUUUCCGACGCGACAGGCGUGUACUAUGAUACGCAAACAGAACCCAUUAGACAGGAAACCAACGAUCAGGAAAGCCCUGUGAUUCUAAACACCCGUAAAGUCUUGCCCGACGUCGUUGACCCCCUGGCAAACACAACACCGAACCUUGCCCACGAUCUUUCUAUGUUACAGACUAGUCACUUGCAAAAUUCUACUAACAAUGCAUACUUAGAUCCAUUCAAGUAUUUCUGUAAAUGUCCAAGUGACUCUGAGGCGAUUCAGGGGCUUCUUGUGGUAUCGCAAACCACGCCGCGUGUAGAACGAAGCCGACGACAGGUUUGA